Molecule: messenger RNA, 1301 nt
Organism: Marchantia polymorpha subsp. ruderalis
Lineage: Eukaryota; Viridiplantae; Streptophyta; Marchantiopsida; Marchantiales; Marchantiaceae
Source: the annotation of a GenBank genome assembly
CUGGAGGAGGGUGUGUCACGUGCCAGCACGGAUCUUCGAUGUAUGACUGGCAAGCUCGUGUAGCCAAGAGGAGGACAACUCGUGAACGGAAUUCGGACCCGAAAAUUCCGUCCCAUGCUCGCACCGAGAACAGCGACGAGCGACGAGCGACGAGCGUUGAGCUUCGAGCGAGCUCAGUAACGGGCAGCAGUAUCGGAGCUCGGGAGCUAUGGCGGGAGCGUUGGGACCUGCGCUCGAGUCGCUUCUGCGGCUGCCCGGCCGACAGCAGCAGGUGAAGAUGGGGCCUCUGACUGUGGCGCCCAUGGGGUUUGGGACGUGGGCGUGGGGCAAUCAGCUGUUGUGGAAUUACGAGCCUUCCAUGGACGCGGAGCUGCAGCAGGUGUUUGAUCUUGCGGUCGAGAGCGGAGUGAACCUCUUCGACACCGCUGAUUCCUACGGCACCGGCACUCUCAAUGGGCGCAGUGAGCUCCUCCUGGGCCGCUUCAUUCGCGACUUCCAGGGGUCGGAGAGCAAAAAGAAUCGCAUCGCCAUCGCAACGAAGUUCGCUGCGUAUCCAUGGCGACUGACACCUGGACAGAUCGUCAAGGCCUGCAAGGGUUCAUUAGGAAGGUUGCAGCUUGAUCAACUUGGCAUAGGUCAGCUGCAUUGGUCUGCUGCAAAUUAUGCUCCAUUCCAGGAGCGCGCCCUUUGGGAUGGAUUGGUGGCAGUGUACCAAGAGGGUCUAGUGAAAGCUGUUGGCGUGAGCAACUACGGGCCCAAACAGCUGACUCGAGUGCACAGCUAUCUGGAGAAGAAGGGUGUUCCUCUGAGUGCCGUCCAGAUUCAAUUUUCGCUCAUCAGCUAUGGACCAGAUCAGAAAGAAGUGAAAGCAAUUUGUGAUGAUCUCGGCAUUAAGCUCAUAGCCUACAGUCCACUGGGACUAGGAAUGCUCACGGGAAAGUACUCCGCCUCAAAUGUACCAUCGGGACCGAGGGGUGCACUUUUCAAACAAAUUUUACCUGGCUUAGAGAACUUACAAUCAGUGCUGGCAUCUAUCGCAAAGAGGAGGAACAAGUCGGUUUCACAGGUGGCCAUCAACUGGUGUAUCUGCAAAGGUGCUGUUCCUAUACCCGGAGUCAAGAGCCUGAGCCAAGCCAGGGAUAAUCUAGGAGCUCUCAAUUGGCGUUUAAGUGCACAGGAAGUUGCAAGGUUAGAAGAGGCAGCUGCCACUGCACCUCGAGGCAUGAUUCAAAACAUUUUUCAAACAAGCUAAUCGAAAAUGUGCAAUUUUGACGUAUCAUAUCACCCGAUGAGCGCCGCAU